AUGGCGUGGUUGUCGAUAAAACCGCAAUCAAUUCCUCCAACUAACCUUUCUGCUGUGUACGUUGCUGAUGGUACCAUAAUGGCGACAUUAAACCCUCGGGACACAUCAAGAAUUGAUGGAUACUAUUUGGAAGUAUGUGACGAGGGGAGUCUUAACACAUAUUCCAAGGAAUACCUUCCACUAUUCAAAUAUCGCGCAGUUACAACUAUAUUCCUGUUCUUAAUACCCAAACCAAGUACAACUUACAUGUUUACGUUGACAACAAUUUUCAGCGGAGACGAAAGCAUAUCGAAUGGCUCAUCUAAGACAACUGUCACCACUGCCUCGGCUAUAUACAAAGAAAAGGGUGCUCAACAAAGACUGUUGCUUCCAAAGCCGCCAAGCGAUAAGAUAUCAACCAUAAAUUUCAAUAGAGGAACACUUUUCAAAUACAUUCUUGGCGAAAUAGAUGGUGACAGCAUAACUACGAAUGGUGUAGCUGUACGUCUGACAUCAACACAUGCUGAAUUGACAAUUGAUUCUCUGGACACAUCACAUGCUGGAUACUACUACACCAAGAUGAUAAGUGGAAACAACGUACUUGGAGGAGAGUUUUUGGUAGUUACUGACAAACCCUCACAGCCAAUCAUUAUUGCUUCAAAUCAGUCACCAUUCCUCAACAGCUCUGUGACAUUGAGGUGCGCAUCCAGCUCACAAAGUAAACCUGACAACCAUGGACUGGUUUUAACAUCUUCUUGGAAAAGUAAUGGAAGUUUUGUUAACCAAAGUCAGUUAUAUGUUAACAACACUAGUCUUAUUAUAAAUGAAGUACGAUUAGACAGCCAGUAUACCAGAUACACGUGUGUGACUGAGGAGACUGGGAAGAAUUAUACUGGACUACCAUCAGAGGAAAGUCAGGAAUUCCAACUUACACCUCGCUAUGGACCUCAGUUUAUUAGGAUAGAGGGCACUGAGGGUCGGUCUCCAUUGAUCUGGGGCGAUGUGUACGGUCCUGUGGUCUGUAAAACAGACUGUAACCCACCUUGUGUCAUGGAGUGGUGGAGACAAGGCGCCUCACUGAUGUCGCCACGUGGUACAACAGAUAACCAGCUGGAAUUGAGGGACAGCAGUCUCCCCAAAACAAGGGAGAUAACUUAUACCUGUAAAGCACGACUGCCGAGUAAUGCAGGUUUCAUUGCACCAACAAUGGAAAAGAACGUAACAGUUAAAGUUCAUUUUAAACCUCAAGUCAAGACGGUGAUGUACCUGGAUGAAAAUGAUACAUAUCAACGAGUCAGAACAAAUGAAAUCAGACUCUCAAAAAAUCGCAAUUUGGUGCUUAGUGUUGACGUCGACAGCAACCCAUAUCCUAAGGAAAUUGAUCUGCACAACCAGAAAAUAGUGAAGGCUGGUGUAGGUACUGAUAUCCCUGGGAGAUAUAGAGUUGAAUUAGGUAAUCUUCAGUGUAAAGACACAGGAACGUAUGGCGUCAGUGCAGCAAACAACGUCACUGAGAAUAGAGGUAAUGGCAACCGCAAUGUGUGGCAGUUUGGACUUCAAGUCAGUUGUACGCCACAAAUAUCUGAAUCUGCCAACAAUGUAUUUGAACUGGCAGGGAGAAAGGAUCGCACCAUUCCACUCAAUGUGACAGUGACCGCAAACCCAAAGCCGACUGGUCAAUGGUCCGAUGGUGUGAGGACCCUUCCUGUUCUACAAGAAAACAAUUAUACAUAUACUGUCAGAGGUGAUGUCAAGGUCAUGUCCGUGAACGACUACCGAAAAUAUCAUGUUUACAUCACCAACGGUAUACAGGGGACAUUGACUGUCACAUUCCAGAUCUAUCCUGAAGAUGUACCUGAAAUACCGGUCGACUUUAAUUCGUCAGAAGUAGGAUCUGAUUUUAUCAAAGUCACAUGGACAUCCGGAUUUAACGGUGGAAGUCCACAGAUGUUCCAUGUCGAUUUAAUGGCAAUGGGUAAAGAAUGGGUAACAGAAAUACUGAAUGUCUCAGACGAUGACCAGGGAUCAAUAAUGGCAGCCACACUUGAGAAUCUAACUCCUUCCACUGACUACACCAUCAGAAUCAAUGUUUCAAACAAAGUAGGAAGGGUAUCCACAAUGAUAAGUGUCCAGACUCUUGGCUUACCUGAUAUACCAGUCGACUUUCGGGCAUCAAAUGUAGGAUCAGAUUAUAUCAAAGUCGCAUGGACAUCAGGAUUCAACGGCGGAAGUCCACAGCUAUUCCAAGUCACUGUAAUGGCAAUAUGUAAUGAAUGGGUUACCGACACGUUUAAUAUAUCUGAUGAGGGCCCGGGAGUACUGAUGACUCACACACUUGAGAGCAUGGUUCCUUCCACAUACUACGUCAUCAGGCUCAAUGUUUUCAACAAAAUCGGAACGGGAGAUUCUUCGGAGAUAAGUGUACGGACGAUUGAGCUAUCGACACCAAAAUUUUUUACUGUUGUCAUCUUUGGGAUAGUCAUUGUCCUUCUUCUCUUUGUUAUCGGAAUCCUCGUCGGCGUGGUCAUAAGGCUGAAACGGAAUAAAACAGAUGGCACUGCAAGAACAGAAGUUGUAGCCUCAAAUGCCGAUGCGAGAAACAUCAAUGUAGUGAAACCCCGCAGAGGUGGCAUCACUGGUGAAAAAGUUGAAGGACAUGCCGGUGCCAGAACUGUUAACAUAUCACAACCAUCCAGAGGUGCUGCUGCAGAUUGUGAAGCUAUAGCUACAGACGAGGACGGGUACAUGAUCAUGUUAGAUAUACCCGAAGACGACAGAGGCUACAUACCCAUGUCAAAAAUACCCAAAGAUAACGAUUCUCUCAACUCAGAUGACGAAGUUUACAUACCUAUGUCAGAAAUACCCAAAGGUGGUGCUUCAAAUCAGGAAUCCCUAGCAACAGAUGACAAAGGGCACACACUCGUGUCAACAACACCCAAGGCAGGUGGUGCUUCAAAUCAGGAAUCCCUGGCUACAGAUGGAAAAGGGUACACUGUCGUUUCAAAAACUGCUAAAGGUGGUGCCGCAAAUCAAGGGUCCCUAACCAAAGACGACAAAGGUUACACUCUCCUGUCAAAAACACCCAAAGACAAAAAUCCACUUUACGAUGAUAUUGCUCCAGCAAAAUCCGAUGAAGGAAAGUCAAAAGCCUAAACGGUUCAAAGAAUGAGCUAUGGAGACAGUGAUCGAGCUACAUCUGGUGAAAGUAUCCAAAACCAGCACCAUCAUAGGGGAACAGUGUAUUGUACCAGCGAGUGAUAUAUCCAUGUGCGAUGGAAUCAAGAACAAAGAAAAUAAAAUAUAUCACUCUAGAAAACAUUGAUGAUAUAAAGUGUUAUCAUUUCCAUGUGGCGUUGAUGUUAUACGUAAAACAAGCAAGUCUAGUUCAUCUACAUUGACGUCGAAGUCAAUACGACAAAGGAAACGACGACAGUCUCAUGACAGAACGCAAUACGUCCUCGUUAACUUUCUAAAGAAUGUACAAACCAAGAGUAAAAAAGAUGACAUCCUUGA
Pecten maximus is the source of this 3492-nucleotide messenger RNA. RefSeq lists its product as uncharacterized. Lineage: Eukaryota; Metazoa; Mollusca; Bivalvia; Pectinida; Pectinidae. The record is from RefSeq and is a predicted model, not a curated record. The transcript has 20 exons. Gene Ontology annotation, biological process: cell-cell adhesion. Gene Ontology annotation, molecular function: protein binding. Bases 1 to 3132 code for a protein of 1043 amino acids.